UGUAUACAUGCCACGUGUAAGAUCAAUGGUCACCACCAUUUUGUAGACGGUGGUAGAAUAUCACCAGAGUUUUUGUCCCAGGGUUUUUUAUUUUCUUCGUCUCUCGCGGCAGUGGCGAAGGGCUUCUAAAGCAGUCACCACAUUUUUACGCAAAUUAGAGGGGUGGAAAAGGUUCAAUCAGGAGGAAGUACUUAUCAAAUACUGCCUUGCAAGUAACCCACUCAAAUUUGUUGCUUGCUAUUUGGAAUUAGUACUUGCUUUCCCAUCAAAUUAAAGAUGUCGUCCCUAAGAAAUGCUGUCAACAGAAAGGCUCACAAGGAACGAUCUCAACCGCAAUCGAGGAAGAAAUUUGGGCUUCUUGAAAAGCAUAAAGAUUAUGUGUUAAGAGCACAAGCAUUCCACAAGAAGGAGGAUGCAUUACGGAGACUUAAGGAGAAGGCUGCAUUCAGGAACCCAGAUGAGUUUUACUUCAAGAUGAUCAAAACAAGGACUGUAGAUGGAAUCCAUAGACCUGAGAGUGAAGCUAACAAAUACACUCAAGAGGAACUCAUGCUGAUGAAGACACAAGAUAUAGGAUACGUCCUUCAGAAAGUUCAGAGUGAGAAGAAGAAAAUUGAAAGGCUAAGUUCCAUGCUACAUUCUCUUGAUAAUCAGCUACCAAAUAAGCAUGUUUAUUAUGCUGAAGACAGGGAAGAGGCUAAAGAUAUACAAUCACAAUUGCAAAGGGGAAAGUUACCUGCUUCUGAGGAUAUCCCGGAAAAAAUCAAAAAGAAAACGGCUUCUUCAUACAGAGAGUUGGAGAUUAGAAAGAAGAGAGUUAACCAGCUGGAAAAGCUGUACAUGGACAUGACCUUGCAGAAGGAACUACAGAAAAAGGGUCAGAAGCGGAAGCUACGUGAAGACGAGCUUACAUGCCCGACUACCAGACCCAUCUAUAAAUGGCGUACAGAGCGGAAGCGGUGAUUAGGUAUGUAGAUGCUUUUCUGAGUGUAAGUUCCAGACAGCUGUUUUUGUGCACUUGGAGAAUUUGAAAACUGAUGGAUGUGGCAAGAAAAAUCCGGCUGAAUUGAAGAAUGUGCUAAAACUGCAUGCAGAAUUCCGCUCUAGGUACUUGCUAUCACUCAAUCUUUUUGGAAUUUCCAAGUAAUUCCAAAAAUUACAUGUGUAUUGAUCUUUCGGAAUUUCCAAGUAAUUCUAAAAAUUACAUGUGUAUGGUUAUGGAAGAAACUUGAACAGCUGAGUUUUUUAUGGGCGGGAAAUUUUUUGGGUCUUUAUUGAAAAUUUAUUCAAGUA
This is a messenger RNA of Magnolia sinica, 1293 nucleotides long. RefSeq names its product probable U3 small nucleolar RNA-associated protein 11. The record is from RefSeq and is a predicted model, not a curated record. Gene Ontology annotation, cellular component: nucleolus; small-subunit processome. The transcript is spliced from 9 exons. Lineage: Eukaryota; Viridiplantae; Streptophyta; Magnoliopsida; Magnoliales; Magnoliaceae. Gene Ontology annotation, biological process: rRNA processing. The coding region runs from base 277 to 963 and encodes 228 amino acids.